Xenia sp. Carnegie-2017 is the source of this 1981-nucleotide messenger RNA. RefSeq lists its product as uncharacterized. Gene Ontology annotation, cellular component: microtubule; spindle pole; centrosome. The coding region runs from base 71 to 1870 and encodes 599 amino acids. NCBI's taxonomy places the organism in Eukaryota, Metazoa, Cnidaria, Anthozoa, Malacalcyonacea, Xeniidae. Gene Ontology annotation, biological process: positive regulation of cytokinesis. The transcript has 21 exons. The record is from RefSeq and is a predicted model, not a curated record.
AGUCGUGAUGUGAUCAACAAACAAAACUCAAUUACUCACUAUAAAGAUGUCUACAUCAGCUUAACAAAUAAUGGAAACCACUGUGGAAGUUAUUCCUAAUUACACGACCUAUCCAAAAGAUCCACAAAAAAAUGACGUAAUGGUGUAUGAAGAAGCUGCUGCAAAGAGUCUCGAUGGGCAGCGCUAUAAUGUCACGUGCCAUCAUAAAAAAUCAUUUGACACUGAAUCUCAUUUGCAAUAUGAAACUAAGGAAAACAACAAAUUACAUCAUCGAAAAACACAGCAUUUUGUCCGAGGAAAGAUGGCUGGAGGCUCUAGUACAAACACAUUGCUCUAUGGCAACGAUACCCUAACGAAAGGUUUCACUUUGCCACAAAGUCAGGAUAAAAUAGACGACAAUAGUUUUUUAUAUGGAUCAAAUGCAGUGAAGAGAUAUCAAAAUACAAACCCGGCUAAACGUUUAAACCAUAAUUUUCCUCAAGGAGAAAUGACAGAUGGACAAAAAAAUCGAUAUCGAAAGUUAGCGAAAGAAGAAGACAAUUAUCUCAACAACUAUUAUCAGCAAAAAAUACAGCAACAAUCGUUAAUUGCCGAGGAGAAAAGAAAGGAUCUUGACAUGCUCAAAAACUACAAUCCAUGGGGCAGACCCGGAGGAGGUGCACCUCGAGGAUACAACAACAAUCAAGUGAAUGCAAACGUCACAAAAAAUGUUCAAAAGUUAAAGCAAGAUAAUCGUGUAACGACUGGAGCUGGUGGUGGAGGCUCUCCAAACAGGACAUUCUCGGGAAACGUUGUAACUUCUUUGAGAAUCGAUCCUGAGAUAAGAUUUCAAGCUGCACAACAUAACUCCAAUAUUGACCCCAGGCUUCGUUACAAACCCGAUUAUUCAUAUGGUUUAGAUUUGAGUGCGCAAGUGAAUGAAGUAACAAACAGAAAAAUAUUGGAAAAACAAAAAGAAAAGGAAGAAGAUAUUAAACUGAUAGAAAAAACUCUCUUUCCAAGUCAUAAAUCAAUUCUUGCUGAUGAAAAAGAUGUCCGUUAUGAAUCAAUAUCGUCAACGACUGAUCAGUUAUACGAUCCUUGGGGAAAAGGUGUUGGAGGUCUACCUGAGCGAAAUCAAUUCGGAAAGAUCUUGAAAAAUAGACGACAUUUGACCAAUAUAUCAGAGAGUGUCCCAAUUAAGGAAAAUAUCAACCCGAAGAAAAAAAUCACCUUGGUGAAAAAUCCUUUUGGCCAAUCUUGCGUUAGAGAAUCAAGCCCAAACGAUAGUUACAAUCCCUUUGGAAGACCAGGAGCUGGUGCACCACUGAAAGAUGAACUAGGAAAUUUAAUAGUUUAUACAAGUGGAAAAUUAGCCAAUGCCGAUAUGGGAUCUGCCCAAUUAAGAAAAGAUCGUGCAAGAAAAAAAGACUAUCUAUCGGCUUUAGAAAAACAACAAGAAGAAAUUAAGAAUUUACGUUCAACACAACGAAGCAACAUGCUGAACUCCGCUAAUCCAGGUGUUGUAAGUUGGUUGUGUCAAGGGAAAGUUGGACAGCCAGAAUACGAUUCUCUGACUAACAAAAUGAAAUCAAAUGCGAAAGCUACAUCAGACGUUACUCGAGAGAAACUUCAAAUUCGUCGAUAUAUCAACCAAAACAGCAAGCGUUAUUGCGAAGAUUUACAAGAAAUGGCAAAUGAAAGAAACAGAAGAAGACAAAACGAAAGAGCACAACAAAGAGAAUUAUCGUUUCAUCACAUAAAGACAAUGAACGAUGUUUGGGGGCGUCCUGGUGGUGGAGCUCCCGUAACUAAAGCAAAAGAUCAAAUCAUAUCACCAAGAAAACAUUCAGAGCAACUCCUUCCGACUACAAGAUCGAAUUUUCGAUGAGAUAGCAUACUCCUCAAUCAAUAGAGAUUCUGGGAGUGGGAAGUGAUAUGUUUCUGUAAAAACAAUCAAGUGUUCUCAUAUUUUAAAAGUUUGAAAGAAAAAUUGCUUGAA